This is a messenger RNA of Penaeus indicus, 8180 nucleotides long. Its product is annotated as heparan sulfate glucosamine 3-O-sulfotransferase 1-like. The record is from RefSeq and is a predicted model, not a curated record. The coding region runs from base 164 to 1237 and encodes 357 amino acids. The transcript is spliced from 6 exons. NCBI's taxonomy places the organism in Eukaryota, Metazoa, Arthropoda, Malacostraca, Decapoda, Penaeidae. Gene Ontology annotation, molecular function: [heparan sulfate]-glucosamine 3-sulfotransferase activity.
CGAAGGGGAACGCACGUGCGAUGGUUUGCAGAUAACAGUGUCAUUAUUUACCGUGUUUUUUUGUCUUUUUUUUUUUUUUUACUCCCAGUGUCCACUUAAGCUUUUUGAGAUAAGCCGGGUAGAAGAAACUUUGGAUCGAUGCUGCAGUUAGCAAGAAGAUAUUAUGUCAGUUGGAAGUGAAAACUAUCAACUUGUCUGGAGCGAGGACCCAGGACCUGAGGCCUCCAGGGGGCCACUCAUGGGGGGCCGCUGGGGUUGCUCUUCUCCCCUGAGCAUGCUGCGGCGGGUGGCCCCCAUCAUCAUUUUGGCUUCACUCCUCGUCUGUCUGUUCCUCUACUACACUUCACCUCUGGGAGCGACAACUCUGUAUGCACCAUCAGCAGCAUCUGAGACCACUGGACUUGAUUCCGCCACAACAGAAGUUUACCGCAAACGCCUUCGUUUUCGAGGAACCCAGCGGAGGCUGCCCCAAGCCCUGAUCAUUGGAGUGCGGAAAUGCGGAACACGGGCCCUACUGGAGAUGCUCAAUUUGCACCCAUACAUCCAAAAGAAUGGAGCCGAGAUGCACUUCUUCGACGAUGACGAGCGCUACGCCAAUGGCAUUGAAUGGUACCGGAAAAAGAUGCCAUACUCUUUUGAUAAUCAAAUCACAAUGGAGAAGACCCCAUCCUACUUCAUCUCCCGUGAAGCGCCGGCAAGAAUCCACGCCAUGAACACCUCGACCCGGCUCCUGCUCAUCGUCAGGGAACCAGCUGACCGUGUGCUCUCAGAUUACACCCAGAUUAUGGAGUCUAAACUGAGGAAGGGGAUCCAGAUCGCGCCGUUCCAUGAGAAGAUUCUGACGCCGGACGGGGAGAUUGACGAGACGUACAAGGCCAUCAAAAUAAGUCAGUAUGCAAUACAUGUGUUGCGGUGGCUGAACGUUUUUCCUAGAGAUCAGAUACACAUCGUUGAUGGCGAUAAACUAAUAGCCGAUCCUUUUUCGGAGAUAGACAAGGUACAACGGUUCCUGAGGCUUCCUCUCCACAUCACAGCGGAGAAUUUUUACUUCAAUGAAACAAAGGGCUUUUACUGUAUGCGUAAUGAGACUUUUCAGAAGUGCUUAGCCGACUCAAAAGGGAGGAGUCAUCCCUUUGUUGAUCCGGCCCUGAUGUCUAAAUUACGCAAGUUCUUUGCUCCUUUCAAUGAGCAGUUUUAUGAAAUGGUCGGACAGAACUUCAGCUGGCCUACCUCGUAAUCUCGCUUCGUAAAAGGGAAAAAAACAGUAAAGUAAUUUGGCAAAUGUUGUUCAUAAAUACUCGAGCAGCUUCAGGUGCAUAUGUACAAUUAUAGGGUAGUUCAUUUAGUUACUUAUGAUGGUGUAAUGGUAUGGGACUGUUGAUAUAGUUUAUUUUUUAUUCAUCUGGGCAUGAAUGCUUCAAUAAUGAUGAGUGUUUGUUUUAUAUAAAGGAAAAUAUUUUCCUAACAAAUGUGUAGAUGUGUUUGCAAGACAAAAAAACAAAAAACAAACAAAAAAAAAGCUACAUUAAAGUUACAAUAUGUUGCUCUAUAGUGCUCUGAGCCUUAGAAGAUUAUUUUUAUCAUGGUAAUUAGCUCUUACAAAGAGAAGAUAGGUUUCUUUCUUGUCUUCACAGGGUUCAUAAUAUGGCUGCUGUAAAGUCUUAAGAAGACUGAAUCAUUCAGUCUGCAGAUGUCAUUGAAAGGUGAAGUUGAGAGCUUUUGGGGUAUUUCGGACAUGUUGGAAGGUUCCAAAGCUCAUUCCUAAGCUUUAAUGGUUGCUUUAUUUAUAUUUAAAUGUAAACCCUCAGGAAGCAAGCAUUUAUGAAGGUGACGGGAAUGGUCCUGAUCCUGAGAACUGAUCACUCUGAGCAAGUUCAGUCCAAGCUCAAAGAGAGGAAGAGGAAGCAAAUGAAAGAUUUAAAAAAAAAAAAAAAGGAGUAGAAACAAAAAAAAACAAGGAAGAAAGAAAGCUCUAGUCUGUUCUCAAAAUUUCCUAAUUGCCAUUUUAGCUGAGCCAAAACACGGCCCAGUUCGAGUCGUGGGAGAUGUUGUUUUUGUCACUGUUAUAGCCUUCUCUUCAGGGACAUAUGAUGAGAGUCCAUCUUGACGAAGUCCAGCAAUAAGUGGAAGGGAUGCUAAGGAGUCAGAAAAUAAAGGCUUCUGAUUUGUGACCGCAUUGAAGUCUCAAGUCAUUCUUUAAUCGGUCCUUUUGGUAGUAGGAACAAACCAAAUAAAAACAAAUAUACCUAUGAAAAAGAAGUGAAAAGAGAGAGAAAAAAAAAAACGAACAAAUCUUCGGAGCAGAUGCGAACCUCAUCAUGUGUCCAUGUACAAGUGGCACUUAGCAACGAGUCUGUCCAGUCCUGCACUUAGCGUGAGGGGGCCUUUACCACCCCUCCCGCCUCUAUUUGCACUAAUGUUGAUGUAAUGUUAGGUAUUCUUUAGCUUUGUGGUUGCCUGUUAUCAUCCAGGUGUCAUAUUUUGCUCAUUUUUGUUAAAGGGAGACCAGAUUUUCUAAUUACAAUAUGCAUGUGUGCAAUUCUGUCUUUUUUCAUCUUGUGAAUGAAUGAAUGAAUGGUUUUCUGUCACUUAUACGGAAAUUCGUUAGCACAGUAUAGGGGGAUGGUAUACACAACAGGGGAUUAUAAUACUUUUACUGUGUAAAAGACUGUUAUUAUUUUAGGCCAUAUUGUUGUUUUUAUUCGAAAAUGAUUGGGCUUCAUUGGAAAGGGAUUCAGUUUUUGAAGGCAUUAUGAAAUUAACUUUAAUUAGUAUAUCUCAUAUUUUAUCAUUAUUAUGAUUUCUUUUUCAUUGCAUGAAUCUUAGGGGAGACAUGAAUGAUAGUAAUAUUUUGUGUAUAUGUGUGCAUGUGCGUGUGCUUGUGCAAUGCAUACAUGCAUGCACAUGAACAGAAGACGUUCAGAAGCAUGUGUUUAUGAAUAUAAAUGAAUGAAUGAGCAGGCGUGAUUCUGCCUGUAUGUUAGUGGGUUUUAGGAUAUGAUAAUCAUUAAAAUAAUAUCUGUUUUAAAUGUAUUCCAUUGGGAAAAUAAACACCAAACACCAGUAUAUUUUAGAAAUAGGAAAAAUCUUUUUAAGUAAUAUUCAAGGAAGUAACUGUCUCUUUCUUUUUCAUAUAUGUAUGUGUGUGUGGCUCUUGGAUGCAGACAUUUUGUAUACAUGCAUUAAUCUGUUCACUUUAUCUCUAACAAACAAUUGCUCUUUGGAUAUGGUUAAAGAGCAUUUUGAAAGAUGUUCUUUUUUGUAUUUUUACUUACUCUAUUGGUCUCUUCUUGACAAACAUUCCAUUGACAGCAAAAUAUCAAACCAUGAAGCACAUUUGAUGUUCUCUGUAGAGAAUAUUUUUUUUCAUAUUGAAAAAAACAACAAAAAAUGUAGAAUAAAUAUUGAUGUUGCAUAUGGUAAUGGAUAUUUAAUACAUUUAACUUCAGUUUUAUGAAGGUUACUUGUUUUUUAAUAUAUUUUAUUUGGUAAUUGAAAUAUGUAAAAUAUAGGUAGUUUGCAUACUUUCAUAAUUUUUAUUUCAAUAUUACAAUUGUGGGGAAGCUUCCAAGUAAUUUUGAACAAAAAGACAUGGCAGAAUUUAACUCAAUAUCAGUCUUGAAAAGGUGUCAUGCAAAAUUCCUUUUUGCUUUUUUAAUGCAGUGUACAUCUACUGUAUUGUUGUUACUGUGUUGUUAAAAGUGGUUCCUAGGAGUGUCAAAUGAUGAUAAUGAUGAUGCAGAAUUAUUAUCUUCAAUUUGUACCUUCCACACAUGCUUAACCCCAAACAAAUCUUGGCUCGUGUGGGGUUGGAAGCACGGGAAAUUCGAUAGCACCUGGAUGACUGAUUCAUAAUUGUGGUUAGAUUUUCAGUGGUAUAUGUGUGGUUGAAUAUCUCAUGUGGUUUUAGGACUUUUUGGUGUUCUUUUUUGUAUGGCAUAUAUACUAUUACAGAUGUUUUUGCACAUCUUAGGUCUCUGGAAAUAACCAGUAUCUCUUCCUCCUCCCUAAAAAUCUGUUCACAAGUCAGUAAUAAGUCUCUAUCUUUUACUGUUGAUAAAAGGAUAUAAAAGCAAAUUAAAGAAUCACCUCAGAUGGGUGCCAAAAACUACAUUUUUGUUUUUGUAUAUAAGCUCAGGACUUGAUAUAUGUCUGCAGUAAAAAUUACCACAGGUAAUAUGUAAUAGGUUGUUUAAAAGACAUUUAAAGGAAUAUUGUAUGAAGAGCACAAUUUGGUAUAGGUGCCACAUAAUGACUGAAUCCAUUGACAUUUUUGAUGGAUUUUGUAGUUUGCAUAUGAAGUUCUUUAGACAUAAAAGCUCUUGAUUAAGAACAUACAUUGUAGCUAAGUGGAAGAAACUAUACGUUAUUAAACAUUCUUUGAUAUUUCCAGGGUCAAAUCAGGGCUCAAAUAAAUAAAUUUUGUAUUAUUGAUAGAAACCAUUUCUUUCUUCUUCUUUUUUCUUUUAUUUCAUUGGAUUGAUUUUUGCUUUAAUUCUCAUUUAUUAAAAGUAAACAGGAAGAAAUAUAAUGAAAUACUGAACCCCUCGGAUCCAGUUGUUUCACAGUAGUCACAUGGCCAAAAAGCUGGGCAUUAGGCUUAUGCUGGGUGCGUGGCUUGUGGGCCAGGUGAAUGCGAACAUUCAUGCUCCCGCUUUGUAAUAUUAUCUUCUCUUUUUAUACAUAAGCAGUUUUAGCUUUUUUGCCAUUUUACAAUGUCCAUAUUUGUCUUUGAUUUGCAAUAUCCAGAUGGUAAUAGACUGUUUUCUUUCCACAGACUCCAUAUUAUUCUCUGUAGGUAGUCUAGAACUCAGCACAAGAAAAAUAAUUUUUCUUUUCACUUUGUUAUUUGUACAUUUGAAAAAAAAAUUGGUGCCCUUUCAAUCUUGGCUCACGGAUAUUACGUUUCACACACAUUUAUCAAUAGAAAUUCAGCAAAAGCCCUUUCCUAAAUGCCGAAUGCAUCUAAUCAUGCUCCAAGAGGUUUGUGAGUCUUUCCUGUCACCCCAGCCUUCAGCCAAAAUGCUUGUGAGAGCAUGUUCACAUCACCUGUCCCUUAAGCCAAUUUUAUCCAUGAUGUGAUGGUCAGGUCAUCCAAUUCGUAGGGGUUAACAGUACAAGAGUCACAUUUAUCUACUUUAUAGAAAUUAUUUUGGAUAUACUGUUGGCUUUACUUUGCUUUUCUUCCCUGCAAGUUUAGAAAAAGAGAGAGAACCCUUAUCUAAAUUUGAGGAUUUGAUUUUCUUAAAUUUACAAUACCUCUCUCAGAUGUAAGUCAUUGUAUAGAAAAACAUACUUGCUGGUUGUAUGGGAAUGUCAAAAAGUCAUUUAUAUUAUUUUUAAGAAUCUCUUUUUUCCCCCCUGCAGCAGAUCACAGUUGGGUGAAAAUUUGUUGUACCCAUAAGAGCAAUAUGCCAGUGAAAUAUUAUUGCCUAAAAAGGCCCCGGAAUCAGUUGUUUUCUACCAUCUUUCAUACUUUGGUGAGUCAGCUUUGUACAGUGCAUGACAUCAUCUUGGGGGACGUGUCUGCAAUAGUAAGUAUUGCAACUUAUAUAUAUAUAUAUUUUUUGCAAUUAUUUUGCAACAGCUGUCUGGCAGUACCACCAUUCACUCAACAGGCAUUUGUAUUAGGGUCUUGGUAGAGAGCAAAUGUGCUAACAUACCAGAAUAAUCUUAUGGGUACAAAUGGACACAGUGAGUUCUUAAAUCCUUUUAUAUUCUCUGUAGCUAUUGGUUUGUAAAUUCUUUACCAACCACUUAGAUUUACUUGAAGAGUAAUAUAUAUCCAGCAUCUGAUUCUACUUCCCCUAUUUGAAUGUCUAAAGAACUUCACAGGCAGUUUCCUUGAAAUACAAGGUAAUGAAUUUUUGAGAGUGAGAGGCUUCUAACUAUUAUUUGUACAGGAAUUGUUCAUACAUGAAUUAAAAGUUUGUAUAAGGGUCUUUAGUUUAUGUUUAAUUUUUAUACUCCAAAAUAGGCAGUAUGGGUGACUUUGAACAGGACAUUUUAAAAAAUCCAUAUUUAGUUUAGCCUGCUGUUUAUCUAAUCAUAAAACUAAUUGACUGAUUUACAAUCGUGAGGCACCAAUAUUUAUUUCUCCAAGUCCCCUAUACAUGUGCCAAAGCUCUUUGAAAUUGGUUUAAAUCCACUGACAUGUGCUAGAGUCAGAAGCAGUGGUCCCCCUUACAUUGCAUAAUUGUAGUUAUUUCAAGUUACUGUGAACAUGUGUUACAUUUACUGAAUACUUUGAUUUUUUAUUUGCAUUUCCAGUAGCAUUUUCUUGUCAGUAUCUGUUGAAAUAGAAGGAAGAAAAAAACAAGCACUGGAAAUAUUUGGUGCCCAUCAUAAGUCUUUUCGUCUUUGUGAACAGAAACAUUAGAUUAAAUUUACAGAAUAUGAAUAGUUGAUAAUGAGUUAAGGCAUGUAGUAAAUAACUUUUUUUCCCUGGUUACCCUUUCAUUUUUUCAUUUUUUCUGAACAGUCUUUGUGUCCUGUUGUUUAACCGUCUUUUUUGUGGCACAGUUAAAGGUAUUUUCAUCUCGGACCAAAAUACAAUAAAAGAUAAAAAAUGAUAAAAAAUGAUUAUGAAAUGUGCAAUGAUAAUCCAUUGAAGACAGGAAGGACAAUUUGUCUAUUUUUAUGUCUUAGAUUUGUCUUGUAUACUGUGUAUAUGUUUUUAUAUUGAAUAAUUAUAUUUUAGUACAGAAAGUUGCAGUUACAUAUAUAUAUAUAUAUACUGUGUAUAUAUUCCUUUUUUGAGGUGAUGAUUAUGAGGGAAAAGUGGGUCCAUAUGUGCUUAAAUACAUGAAACACAUUCACAAACACACAUUAGAAGACUUCCAUUCUUGUUAUUACAAACCAGGAUAAACAAAGGCAACAUACUGGAGAAAAACAAAAAUAUCAAUAGACAGUCAUAGUCUGGGUCAUAUACUGUCACAGUUCCACAUAGGCACUCACUCACAGGCAAACACACACACACACACACACACACACACACACACACACACACACACACACACACACACACACACACACACACACACACACACACACACACACACACACACACACACACACACACACACAUACACACACACAUACACACACACACACACACACACACACACACACACACACACACACACACACACACACACACACACACACAUACACACACACACACACAUACACACACACACACACAUACACACACACACAUACACAUACACACACAUAUACACACACACACAUAUACACACACACACAUAUACACACACACACAUAUACACACACACACAUAUACACACACACACAUAUACACACACACACAUAUACACACACACACAUAUACACACACACACAUAUACACACACAUAUACACACACAUAUACACACACAUAUACACACACAUAUACACACACAUAUACACACACAUAUACACACACACACACACACACACACACACACACACACACACACACACACACACACACACACACACACACACACACACACACACACACACACUCAUCUUUCUUAUAUCUCUCAGUGUUUCAUCUCUGUCUCUUACAUAUGCACAUGUGCAAACACAGAUGCAAUAGAUGUUGUUCACAGGCAGUUUAAAAAAUCUCUCCAACUCCAUGAGUCGAGGAAACCAUAUCAUGUUCUUACUUAUCACGACUCCAGUGUUUUUGUCACUUGCUGUUCACAAUUUGUAAAUAUUCUCCUGAGAAUAUAAAAUCAUAAUAAUAACAAUCAUGAUCAUUAUAGUGAGAAUGAUGUAUAAUAAUAGUCAUUAUGCAUAAUGUUUUCUGUUUCAAUAUCAUGGUGCUUGUACAAAAUAGAAAUUGAUCAUGAAGAAUGGAUGCUGUCCUCUAUUUUUGCUGCCUAAAGUAAUAAUGUCUUUGUGUGCACAUGUACAAGAAUACUUACUUACUCUCCAUCUUGCAAUAUUCUGCAGCUAUGCAUAAAUGUUAGUCAGAUUUUUUUCUUUGCUUUUCUUCUUCGUCAUUUUAUUUAUUUCAUUUAUUUAUUGAUUGAUUUAUUUCUUUUUACAAAUCUAAUGUCAUAUGAUUUUUUUCAUGUCUUGUUGAAAUGUAAUAUGUUUCCUAAUAUGUUGAGGGAAUGCAUUAAGCUUGGUUAUUGGCAGCAUUGAAUGGCUUGUGGUAUUUAUGGUAAUA